This is a messenger RNA of Ostrinia nubilalis (European corn borer), 939 nucleotides long. RefSeq lists its product as uncharacterized. Gene Ontology annotation, biological process: sensory perception of taste; male courtship behavior; chemosensory behavior. The record is from RefSeq and is a predicted model, not a curated record. Gene Ontology annotation, cellular component: membrane; neuronal cell body; axon. Lineage: Eukaryota; Metazoa; Arthropoda; Insecta; Lepidoptera; Crambidae. The transcript has 7 exons. Bases 1 to 939 code for a protein of 312 amino acids.
AUGAAGAACAAAAAGAAAGUACAACAGAAACCUGAGUGGACCGACCAAGCAAAGUGCACUGUAUCAAUGUCUAUGAGCUAUAUUCUAGCCUUUUCUGCCUUGUGCGUGGACAUGAACCUUGCUGUCGACCGCUCGAUGCGUGUCCAAAGAAUCGUCGACCGCAUCCUUUGGAUCAUGGACUUCAGUGCUGUGAUGUUCAUCGCCAGCAUGGCAGCUUAUGGCGCUAAAUCUAGGGUCACUGAGGUCAUCAAGUGUCUGACUAUUGUCGCCAUCUUCUACAGCGGAUAUGAAGUGUCGUAUAUUUUGGUAUUUAUGGUAGAAAUGCAGUUCGUCUUUACUGCACUGGAGGUGCACGAGGCUUAUAAGCGAUUGAACUAUGCCUUGGAAAAUAUAUCCCAUUCUAAACCUGUACACAAUGUAUCAGCUACCCGCAACCCAACUAAGACAGUGGAGGAGAGCAUCCAUCGCCUUGCAUUAGCAUAUACCAACCUUGGUCUGGUGGUGAAGCGGCUGGAGAAGGCCUUCAGUGCCAUCCUCAUCCUUUUGCUGCUGUCCGUCCUGCUUCACUUGGUAAUAUCGCCGUACCAGUGGAUUUCAUUCCUUACAACAAAAGACCGUGUGAACUACGUGCAAUUGACGCUGGAGUUGUUUUGGAACAUACUGCACAUAACACGCGCCGUACUGGUCGUCGAGCCCCCUCACCUGACGCAGAUGGACCGCACCCAAACGCUGGUGAGCCAGAUGAUCCUUCAGAACCACGACAUCCAAGUAUCUGAAGAGCUGGACAAGUUCUACAGACAUAUCCUAAUGAACAAGGUCACCUACACCCCGAUGGGAAUCUGUACGCUACAACGACCUCUUCUGACCUCCAUACUGAGCAACGUUGUCACUUAUCUGGUCAUCAUCAUACAAUUUAAAUUGUUAGAAUUGAGCUCUUAA